This is a messenger RNA of Penicillium malachiteum, 2157 nucleotides long. RefSeq names its product oligopeptidase family protein. The coding region runs from base 1 to 2157 and encodes 718 amino acids. The record is from RefSeq and is a predicted model, not a curated record. Gene Ontology annotation, biological process: proteolysis. The transcript is spliced from 2 exons. Gene Ontology annotation, molecular function: serine-type endopeptidase activity. NCBI's taxonomy places the organism in Eukaryota, Fungi, Ascomycota, Eurotiomycetes, Eurotiales, Aspergillaceae.
AUGGCUAUCCGCUCAAUGAAGUUCACACCGGAGGUCCUCCUCGGCGCACCUAGACGCUCUUCGGCCGUUCCAAACGCGGCGGGUACCCUGGCAGUCUACACUCAAACGUCCUACUCCUUCGAGUCACACUCCAAGACUAAUGAGAUUCGAGUCAUUGAGAUCGAGACUGGUCGGUCCGCUCUCAUCACCAAUGAUCCCGGUGCCAGCAAUCCUCAGUGGCUCGGAGGUGAGGACCAGUUGGUUUGGCUGAAGAACAAGUCCAACGGGAACACUAGCUUUAUCGUCGGUGAUGCACGCGAAGCCGAUAAGACUUACACUGCGGGUACUGUUCCGGGUCCAGUCUCGGACUUGAAAUUAACAGUUAUCGAACCGGGCAAGAUUGGAUAUGCUGUUACUGGCAAAGCAAACCCAGAUGGAUCUCUGUAUAACCCCCACGAUGCGAAGAAGCCCCAAACAACGGGUCGCUUGUAUACAUCGCUCUUUGUCCGACAUUGGGAUGCCUAUGUGGAGCCUCAGAAGAACUCAAUUUGGUAUGGCCUCUUGGAGCAGGCUCCUCUAUCACCUGCUCGCAGAAUGGCUGGCAAGUACUCGGUGUCGGGCCUCACCAAUCUGAUUACAGUUUCUGGGCUGGCUGGUGUUGAAUCACCAAUGCCACCAUUUGGCGGUACUGGUGACUUUGACAUCAGUCCAUCAGCAAUCGUGUUUAUUGGCAAAGACCCCGACCUGAACCCUGCUACACAUACCGCUUGCUCCUGCUACUAUGCGCCUAUGUUUUCCUGGACUAGCAUGGGGACUUCAGAAAUUAAGCCUUGCAAGGUCACUGCGCUUCAGGGUGCCAUGGCUUCUCCAGUUUUGUCUUCAGAUGGUAGCUCUAUUGCUCUCCUCGCGAUGAAGGAGGAUGGAUACGAAUCCGACAAAAAUCGGAUCCUGUAUAUUCCAAACCCAUGGAAUGGGGAGAUGAUCGAGGUUUUUGAAUCUGCUGAUGGAAAGGGACACUGGGACCUGAGCCCCUCUGCCAUCUCAUUUGCCCAUGAUGAUAAGUCGCUAUUUAUUCAAACCGAGGAGGUCGGACGCGGUGUUCUCUAUCAGCUCUCUCUAGAUAAUAUCAGGCACACUAAGCCUGAUUCCUUGAAGAGGCUUACUCGUUCGGGAUACGUGAAUGACGUGGUUCCUGCGGCGGUCGGGUCUUCAAAAUUGUUCAUUUCCAGCAGCAGCUUUGUGGAUAACAGCAUGUGGUCAAUUAUCGACCCCUCAAAUCCUGAGGAGCAUCGCAUCGUCUCAUCCAGUGGACGUGGUGGAUCGGCCUUCGGUCUCUCGCCCUCUCAGGUUGAUGAGAUUUGGUUCCGAGGCGCAGAAGACCACCCGAUUCAUGCUUGGGUCGUGAAGCCUUCUGACUUUAAGCCCGGUGAGAAAUACCCUCUUGCCUAUUUAAUCCAUGGUGGUCCGCAAGGUGCAUGGAACGACCAAUGGAGUACUCGUUGGAAUCCUGCCGUAUUUGCGGAGCAGGGGUAUGUUGUCAUUACGCCAAAUCCUACCGGUAGCACUGGAUAUGGGCAGGAUUUCACUGAUGGGAUUAAGAACCAAUGGGGAGGUCGACCAUACGAAGAUUUGGUGAAGGGUUUCGAGUAUAUUGAACAGAAUCUGGCUUAUGUUGACACAUCACGAGCUGUUGCCUUGGGUGCCUCCUACGGUGGAUAUAUGACGAACUGGAUUCAAGGUCAUCCACUGGGGCGCAAGUUCAAAGCCUUGGUAACUCAUGAUGGUGUCUUCAAUAUUGCAUCUCAGUUGGCCAGUGACGAGCAAUAUUUCCCUCUCCAUGACCUCCAAGGUCCAAUCUGGGAAAAUCCUGAAAAUUGGACUCGAUGGGAUCCGUCCCGUUUCACUGCCCAUUGGCAGACGCCACACCUCAUUAUCCACAACGAACUUGAUUACCGACUAUCGAUUGCGGAAGGCCUAGCAGCAUUCAAUGUGCUACAGAUGCGUGGUAUUGACAGCGCCUUCCUAACCUUCCCAGAUGAGAAUCAUUGGGUUCUAAACCCUGAAAAUUCCCUUCUGUGGCACAAGACGGUGCUGAACUGGAUCAACAAAUAUGUUGAACUGCCUCCAUUCUCUGACGAACCAGACGUUUCGUCGGGUAUGCACAGCCUGGCUCUUUAA